Molecule: messenger RNA, 3994 nt
Organism: Rana temporaria (common frog)
Lineage: Eukaryota; Metazoa; Chordata; Amphibia; Anura; Ranidae
Gene: MSH3
Product: mutS homolog 3
Exons: 24
Coding region: 85-3312 (1075 amino acids)
Biological process (GO): mismatch repair; somatic recombination of immunoglobulin gene segments; mitotic recombination
Cellular component (GO): nucleus
Molecular function (GO): ATP-dependent DNA damage sensor activity; mismatched DNA binding; ATP binding
Source: RefSeq, a predicted model, not a curated record
ACCAGACAUUGGCCGCUAAGAGAAGGGCGUGUCUAGGACUCACCAGCAUGGCGCCGUGCUCUGUAUGGAGUAGUGAUUUGUAGGAUGCGGCGGCAGAAAGCAGGCCGGUCCCCGGCUCCAGGCCGGUCCCAGCCCGUCAUCAGUCACUUCUUCAGACCUCAGGGUGGUGGGGCACCGCGAUUACCGACAGUCCAGCCUGCACAGUUGUCUAAAAAUAUUGCAGCAGAAAAUGAUGAGCCAAGCAAGAAAAAAAGAAAGAAACAUCAUGAAAGUGAAGGGAAUGGUGUCUGUAUUUCUGAGCCUUUAGAACAAAAGAAAUGUGGAAAACCAUCUCUGUCAUGUGAAACCCAACAUAAGUUAAGGCAGUUUUGCAGUGAAUCUGGAACAGACGCAGAGCAUUCGCGCUUGAAAAUCCCAGAGCACUUGAUUCCUUUUUCUGGAUUUAAAGAUGGACUGACAAAGCCGGAGACUGCCGUUCUAGAUGGGGACUUGCCUUCUAAGAUCAGGACCGAAUCACAAAAGUCAAAUACGCUUCCUUCUCUCAAGCCAUGCGAAGUGCAUUCUUCUGAAACAAAAACUUCCAACCGCAGAAGCAAAUCCGUGUACACACCUCUGGAGGAGCAGUACAUAGACAUCAAGAAGCAGUACCAAGACGCAGUCCUAUGUGUAGAAUGUGGAUACAAAUACAGGUUUUUCGGAGAGGAUGCAGAGAUUGCAGCACGUGAGCUGAACAUAUACUGCCACCUUGACCACAAUUUUAUGACUGCGAGUAUUCCCACUCACAGAUUAUUUGUCCAUGUCAGGCGACUUGUUGCAAAAGGAUAUAAAGUUGGAGUAGUUAAACAAACAGAAACGGCAGCGCUGAAGGCAGCAGGUGACAACAAGAAUUCUUUGUUUACCAGGCGACUUUCUGCUCUGUACACAAAAUCAACACUCAUUGGAGAAGAUGUGAACCCUUUGAUGAACAUUGAUGAAUCACUUGAGGUUGGGACAGUCACAACAGAAUGCCCUAACAGCUACCUUUUAUGUAUCUCUGAAAAUCUGGAGAGAUCCAAGAACAAGAACUCUGAUGGGCCACUCUUUGGUUUAGUGGCUGUUCAGCCUUCUACAGGAGAGGUGAUCUAUGACAACUUCCAUGACUCUAAGUGCUGCUCUGAACUGGAGACUAGAAUAUUUCGCUUACAGCCAGUGGAAAUCCUGCUUCCUUGUGACAUUUCUGAUGGAACUGAAAAGCUGAUCAGUAGCAUUACAACGGCAUGUUUACGAGAUGAUGACCGAAUACGUAUUGAGAGAAUGGAUAGUCUUCAUUUUCAAUACAGUCAAGCAUUUCAGCUCAUCAGUGAAUUCUACACUUGUGGUUCAGGUGCGAGUUCUGAAAGGUUAGCCCAGAUUCUGAAACUGGACAGAGCUGUGAUUUGUUCUUUAGCUGCACUAAUUACAUAUCUUAAAGAAUUUCAUUUGGAAAAGAUACUUCAUAAUCCAAAUCAAUUUAUGCCGAUGUCCAGUUCAGUAGAGUGCAUGAAUAUUAAUGGGACAACUCUAAGAAAUCUGGAAAUCUUACAAAAUCAAACUGACCAGAAGACAAAGGGUAGCUUGAUCUGGGUGUUGGACCAUACCAAAACCGCAUUUGGUAGACGAAAGCUCAGGCAAUGGGUGGCUCAACCACUGAUAAAUUCCAGUGAAAUCAACAUGCGACUUGACGCUGUGUCAGAAAUUCUGUUUUCAGACAGCAGUGUUUUUAGCCAGAUCCAUAGUUACCUCGUCAAACUGCCUGAUCUGGAUAGAGGGAUUUGUGGUAUUUAUCACAAAAAGUGUUCCCCUCAGGAGUUUUUCUUAAUAGUCAACACAUUGUGUCACUUGGAAAGCCAGCUUGAAGCAUUGAUUCCUGCUAUUAAAUCUCAAGUUAAAUCCAGUUUGCUAAAGAAGAUUUUCACAGAUAUUCCACAAAUCCUAAGUCCAGUACAGAAGUUUGCAGAGGUGUUAAAUGAAGAGGCUGCCAAGGCUGGGAACAAAACUGAACUUUUUAAAGAUCUCACAGAUUUUCCAGUGGUCAGUGAAAGAAAGGCAGAGAUCAAAGAAGUGAUUUCACAAAUUCAUCGUCAUCUUACUGAUGUCCGAAAAAUGUUGAAAAAUCCUUCCAUUUCUUACACUUCUGUGUCUGGGCAAGAGUUUUUAAUAGAAGUGAAGAAUUCCUUGGUGUCUAAAGUGCCAUCCAACUGGGUCACUGUAAGCAGUACAAAGGCGGUCAGUCGCUUCCACUCUCCUUUUAUUGUAGAAAAUUACAGACAUCUGAAUCAGCUUCGGGAGCAGUUAGUCCUUGACUGCAAUACUGAAUGGCUACGUUUUCUUGACAAAUUUGGAGAACAUUAUCAUUCAGUGUCUAAAGCUGUUAAUCACCUAGCAACUGCUGACUGCAUUUUCUCUCUAGCGGAAGUAGCAAAACAAAGCGGUUAUUGCAGGCCUACGGUUCAUGACAGGGGAUGUGAAAUAGUCAUCAAAAAUGGUAGACAUCCGGUAAUUGAUUUGCUUCUAGAAGAACAAAACCAGUACGUUCCGAACAGUACCAGCCUCUCGGCAAACACGGAAAGAGUAAUGAUAAUCACUGGACCUAACAUGGGCGGAAAGAGCUCAUACAUAAAACAGGUGGCUCUUAUAACAGUCAUGGCACAGUUGGGCUCCUAUGUGCCGGCAGAAGAAGCCACUAUUGGUAUUGUGGAUGGAAUGUAUACCAGAAUGGGUGCUGCGGAUAAUAUAUAUAAAGGAAGAAGCACGUUUAUGGAAGAGUUAUCGGAGACAUCGGAGAUACUAAAACAAGCUACUCCUCGUUCUCUCGUUAUUUUGGAUGAAUUGGGAAGAGGCACCAGUACUCAUGAUGGCAUUGCCAUUGCAUAUGCCACUCUUGAAUAUUUCAUCAAAGAUGUUUCAUCAUUAACAUUAUUUGUCACACAUUACCCACCUCUGUGUGAGCUGGAGAGGCACUAUCCUGCAUGUGUUGGAAACUAUCAUAUGGCUUUCUUCAUUGAUGAAGAACAUCAAGGUACUACAAAAGAGACUGAAGUUGCGGAUAACCCUGAGUAUAUUACAUUUUUGUAUCAGAUAACCAGAGGAAUUGCUGCUAGGAGUUAUGGAUUGAAUGUAGCUAAACUGGCAGACGUCCCAGAGGAAGUUUUAAAGAAAGCAGCUUGUAAAUCAAAAGAGCUGGAGGGUUUAGUGGAAAUGAAAAGAAAGAAAAUGAAGACAUUUCAAGGAGUCUGGAAUAUUCAGAAGUCUGAGGAUCUACGGGAAUUAUUAGAUGCCAAGUAUCUUAACUAAAUAUACAUUGCAACAAGCCAACAUCAUGAGGUCCCUGUGCUGAAAGCAUGGUCAUUAUUCGCUGUAGAUACUGAAAUCCGUGUUUCAUGUUUGUUAAAUGCAGCUUGAAUUCUCUCUUCCUUGCUUAGAGGUCACUAGCUGUUUAGAUAUAGACCCAGCAAACGAUAAGUAGACUCCUAGACAUUUUGGCAAAAGUGUAGGUAUUUCAUUUAACAUAAAUCAUAACAAAACCUAAAAAUAAACAUGUAUUAUAUUGCAGAUUACUAGUCUUUAGAUGUGGUGGCUGCACUUGUUUUCAGUCUAAGAAUAUUUUCAGCAAGUACAGAAAAUACCUGUUGACGUUGCCAGAAAUGCAAUUACAGCUUCCUCUAUAAAUACAUUGGGAUGAGUGUAGUCACCCAGAGACAGAAAGUGUGUUAUUUACUAAUAUUAUGCUUUAUUAGAAUUUGAUUCAUUUAAAAAUUGGGUGAAAAUAAAGGGCGGAAAAAAAUAAACAAAUUCAAGCCACCACACCUAGGACCUGUAAACUGAAAAACAUUAUAUUUUUGUUUUGGGGUUUAAAUACGCUUUAGGAGAACAGUUACUUGUAUACUUACUGGAGUUUUCUCUUCACAUUAAAUCUUUUGUCCCUGUUGACUAAAAAUUAUAAUCAACUUCUGUCAAUAAAAUAUUUUAAGUAUAA